CUGAGUGAACCCAGUUCGUUCAAGAAACUAGCAGAGCAAACAAUGGCCGAGCCGAGGCAGCAGGUCCGAGCUAGGAUGAUCCUAACCAUGUGCUUCCUCCUCUUCUUCCACCAGAGUUGGUCGGCCCAAGCAGGCAGCCUCUGCGUCCCCGGUGAGCGGGACGCGCUUCUCGACUUCAAGGCCGGCCUCACCGACCCCACCAACUCUCUGUCGUCGUCGUGGCGUGGCAUGGAGUGCUGCCGGUGGACGGGCGUCGUCUGCAGCAACCGGACCGGCCAUGUCGUCACGCUUCAAAUGCACGCGAGGCACGUCGGAGGUGAGAUACGCUCCUCCUUGCUCACCUUACGACAUCUGAAACGGCUGGAUCUCUCCGGCAACGACUUCGGCGGCGAACCCAUCCCGGAGCUCAUCGGCGCCCUCGGCCGCGGGCGCCUCACGCAUCUCGACCUCUCCUACUCCAAUUUUGGCGGUCGGAUUCCUCCCCACCUCGGCAAUCUCUCGAACCUGGUCAGCCUUAAGCUCGAAUAUAUGGCACAUGCCAUCUACUCGCCUGAUAUCGCAUGGGUGUCACGCCUCACGAAACUACAGGUCCUCCGCGUGUCCCAGGUGGACCUCGGCGCUGCCAUCGACUGGACUCAUGCUAUCAACAUGCUCCCAUCUUUGAUGGAGCUUGAUUUAAGGUCUUGUGGGCUUCAAAACUCUAUGCCUUCCACCAUGCUUCCCAAUCUCACAUCCCUAGAGACCCUCACCCUUGAUGGGAACUCCUUCAACACAUCUCUUGGGCCCAAAAGUUGGGUUUGGGAUCUUCCUAGCCUCCAAGAGCUUUCCCUAACUAGCUGCGGAAUCGAUGGACAACUCCCUGAUGCGGUAGGGAAGUUGACCUCCAUUCGAAAAUUGUCCCUUGCUUCCAACAAGUUCGACGGCAUGGUGCCGUUGACCUUGAAGAAUUUGAAGAAACUACAACGGGUCGACUUAUCCUCCAACUUCAUCAACAUGGAUGUAGCAGAGCUACUCCAUCGGUUGGCAGCAGAUGAGUUGCAGUAUCUGGAUUUGGGGCACAACCGUUUGACAGGGAGCGUACCAGUUGGUAUACGUGAGCUCAUAAAUUUGAAGGGUUUAUCGCUGACCCACAACAACCUACAUGGUACGAUAUCCCAAAGUAUAGGUGAGCUACACGCAUUGGAAUCUGUUGAUCUCUCACAUAAUGAGAUCUCUGGUGAAAUCCCUACAAGUAUAUCAGCUCUAACAUCACUAAACCUAUUGGACCUGUCAUAUAACAAUCUGACCGGAGCUAUACCAACUGGGAACCAAUUACAAGCGUUGGAUGACCCGAUGUUCAUAUACAUUGGCAACCCAGGUCUAUGUGGUCCACCUCUCCCAAGGAGUUGCUUACGAACUGACAUAAUUGCAAACGCUCCUGGAAAACAUGACAGAGGAAUGAGUGAUGUGCUCUCGUUGUACCUCAGCAUGUGCAUAGGAUUUGUAGCAGGUCUCUGGAUCGUUUUCUUUGGCUUCCUGUUCAAGAGGAGAUGGAGGGUUGGUUGGUUUUCAUUUACGGACCGCGUGUAUAAUCGAGCUUAUGUGCAAGUGGCUGUGGGUUGGGCUUGUUUGGCAAGAAAAAUGAGCCAAGGAUGAGGUCUAAAAUGCUGGAGCUUCUCUUUGUACCAGUGUGAUAUAAGAAUGGCUUUAAUACCUAUUGUUCUGUGUAGUGCUCUUCUUAUUUUGGUCACAAUUAAUAUUGUUGGCAUUGUACUACACCUGUAUUCGGUAGUGUAUAAACCGAAUACUCACCCUUUUUGUUGUUAGUUAGUUAGUUGCUUGAGAUUGGUCUCUAUCUAUGUAUGUCUAAAACAGCUAUAACGUGUUGAUCAAGCUCAAGCCAACAAACAAAACCUUUGUAAUCUGAUUGCUCUAUAUAACACGUACGCAUCC
Molecule: messenger RNA, 1932 nt
Organism: Hordeum vulgare subsp. vulgare (domesticated barley)
Lineage: Eukaryota; Viridiplantae; Streptophyta; Magnoliopsida; Poales; Poaceae
Product: receptor-like protein EIX1
Exons: 1
Coding region: 43-1635 (530 amino acids)
Molecular function (GO): protein binding
Source: RefSeq, a predicted model, not a curated record